AUGCUUGCCGACUCCAUUGGAUCCCAACUUGUGGGAGGCGACGCACCGAAACUUCGAACCGCGUGCGAGAAUUGCAGACAAUCCAAAGUCAAGUGCAAUCUAUCCGGCAAGAACGUGUGCACUCGCUGCCUCCGAAACGGGCUGCAGUGUCAAUACGGAUUCGCCAAUCGCUCUGGUAAACCAAAAGGCAGCAAAAACCGAGCAACGCUGAGAAAACUGGGCCAGUUGCCGGAGGACAAGCCCGCUGUUCGGAGCUAUCGUGGUAGCCGGAUGGGAUCUGCUGCUGUAGAUCGCGAGCCGCUUGUCACGGCAGGCUAUGCAGGACAUAUGACUGGAUCAAUUCUCGAUGAUGAUGUAUGCUUGAUUCCAGGCCCACCGAGUCUUUGGGAUAGCCCACGAGGCCUUGGCAGUGUAGCCCUAGAUACACCCAUAUUUCCGUCGCAAACGACAGCGGUGGGCGGUUCACCCUUCGGCGGUUUUGUGAAUGCUUGCCCUGCUCUCUCACUCGGCUUGGGGUAUCCGCAAACUCCAGUGACCCCCACGUUUCUCUCAUCGGAUCCACUGGUAGAUGGUAUGACAAGUCCACCACUGAGUGGCUCCGUAUCCUCGCCUUACACAGGCCUAGCAUCGUGUGAGUGCGUGGAUAUGCAGUUGUUUCAUAUGAACCGACUCAAUCAACUACUCGCCGAGUCCCAGCCACUUCGCUUCGAUCACAGCUUGCAGACGAUCAAAGCGACAUUUUGUGCCGGGCAGAUCUUCCUACAGUGCAGGACAUGCGCCAAGGAUAGUUCCAAUCUGCUGCUUCUCAUCUCUGUUCUCAAUUCAACCCUCCAACUAUUCGAAUACUGGAUAUCGCGGGAGACCUCUCGAGCGCCACAGGCGGAUCACGGAGUCGAUAUCAGAUACGGAUACUACGAGGUCUGCCACGAAGAAAACCUGCAGAUACGCACAUUUCUACUUCGGGGUCUACUCCUGCAGUGUAGAGAGUUGCUCUCCCUGUUAACGACGUCUGUUAAUACGUCCUAUCUAGACGGCGAGAGCUCGGUCAUGGCAAAGACGACGACUGGGGAGAUAGAUCAUCAUCCCUGGUCCUCACCAGGCAGUCUCUGUACCCCCCUGCCGGACCUUGAUCCCGAGUUAUUGCGUGACAGUGGUUCCGAGAGCAAGUGUCUGCUACCCAUCAUCGUGGGCUACGAAGCAACUGUGGACGCAUUUCUCCAAUCGGUGUCGACGAAUGAAUGUAUCUGCGGGUCUAAAUGCGUGGAGGAGCCACUUUGA
Penicillium subrubescens is the source of this 1278-nucleotide messenger RNA. Its product is annotated as Zn(II)2Cys6 transcription factor domain-containing protein. The record is from RefSeq and is a predicted model, not a curated record. Lineage: Eukaryota; Fungi; Ascomycota; Eurotiomycetes; Eurotiales; Aspergillaceae. The transcript has 2 exons. Gene Ontology annotation, biological process: regulation of DNA-templated transcription. Bases 1 to 1278 code for a protein of 425 amino acids. Gene Ontology annotation, molecular function: zinc ion binding; DNA-binding transcription factor activity, RNA polymerase II-specific.